Molecule: messenger RNA, 7433 nt
Organism: Rana temporaria (common frog)
Lineage: Eukaryota; Metazoa; Chordata; Amphibia; Anura; Ranidae
Gene: ITSN2
Product: intersectin 2
Exons: 40
Coding region: 582-5957 (1791 amino acids)
Biological process (GO): clathrin-dependent synaptic vesicle endocytosis; endosomal transport; intracellular signal transduction
Cellular component (GO): clathrin-coated pit; presynaptic membrane; intracellular vesicle
Molecular function (GO): calcium ion binding; protein binding; molecular adaptor activity
Source: RefSeq, a predicted model, not a curated record
AGCUAAAGCUAAUUGGCUGCAGUUUGUUCAUCUUUGACAGAAUGAAGGAGAAGACUCAAAAGGGAUCCCGUUCGUUCGUUGUUGUUUUUUUUUGGCAGGGUAGAAAAAAAAAUUUAUAUAAAAAAAACUGGUUGCUAGGGACGCCACUGGCAGUUCUUUCACACGCUGUCAUAGGUUCUGAUCGUUCUUUCAUUAUAUGAUGAGUAGGGAUGCAAUCAGAUAGGCAGCUAUUGCUUCUGCCAUUGGAUAAUAAAAUCAAGCAUAAAGCUUAAAUCUCGGCCAGGAAAGGGUGAAUGUGUUUGAAUGUAAAGGGAGGAGAGGAAGGCAGAGGUUUGUGAUUGUGAAAUGUGCUCGUGAUUGCAGACGAUCGUUCCACCCAAUCGAAUAAUCUGCUGUAGUCCAUGUUGUGGAGUUCAGUGCGUUCUGUAGCAGCUGCUCCAUCGCUGACCGUCCUGAUAAGGAAGAGCUAGAGCAGUGAUGUAUGUUCUGGUCAAGGGUCUGAUAGAUACUUCUAGCUUAGCAGGCUCAUAGCAUCCAGGCAAACCGAGUAUCAUGAUCAGAUGGCCCGGAGUUAACAAGACAUGCUGCAGAACACCAUGCCUCACUUUCCCACGGCCCUGAAUGGGGGGCCAAAUAUGUGGGCGAUCACUACGGAGGAACGGGCCAAACACGACAAGCAGUUUGCCAGCCUGAAGCCAAUAGGUGGACUGAUUACCGGGGACCAGGCCAAAAGUUUCUUUCUACAAUCAGGCCUUCCUCCAGCGGUUCUCGCAGAAAUAUGGGCCCUGUCCGACCUCAACAAAGAUGGCAAGAUGGACCAGAUGGAGUUUUCCAUCGCAAUGAAAUUUAUCAAACUCAAGCUGCAGGGACAGAAUUUGCCAAUGAUCCUCCCACCUGUUAUGAAGCAGCCACCUGUCUUUUCGCCACUAAUGUCCUCCCGCUAUGGAAUGGGGAGUAUGCCAAACUUGUCCAUGCCACCAUCUAUGCCCCCGCUGUUACCCCUUGCACCCACUUCGUUGACCUCACUGGGCUCUCUGCCACCCUUGCCUAUGUCUAGUCCCUUGGUGCCUUCUGUCGGCUCAUCAUCAACAUUGCCAAAUGGAACAUCCAGUCUCUUGUCCUCCUUCCCUGUGCCUUUGUCUUCAACACUGCCCCAUAACAGCUCACUCUCUCUAAUGACCGGAGGAUUCAGCAGCAUGCAGAAGACUCAAUCUCUCAUAGACCUGGCCUCCAGCAGUUCCAAUUCCUCAUCUACCACUUCGCUGACUGGUAACUCUCCAAAAGCCAGUAGCCAGGACUGGGCUGUACCCCAGGCCACCAGGCUGAAGUACAGACAGAAGUUUAACAGUCUUGAUAAAUCCAUGAUUGGUUUCCUGACCGGGUCUCAAGUGAAGACUGCACUAAUACAAUCCAACCUUUCCCAGACCCAGCUGGCCACUAUAUGGUCUCUUGCAGAUGUUGAUCGAGAUGGGAAACUGAAAGCAGAUGAGUUUGUGUUGGCCAUGCAUCUAACUGACAUGGCAAAAGCCGGCCAGCCUCUCCCACUCACUCUGCCCCAAGAUCUAGUGCCCCCUGCAUUCCGUGGUUCUGAUCCCAUUAAUGGAACACUGCCCACCUACUAUAGGAUGCAAGAAGAGGAACCCCCUCAGAAGAAGACACCAGUGUCCUUUGAAGAUAAAAGGAAGCAGAACAUGGAACGGGGUAACCAGGAGCUGGAGAAGAGGCGUCAAGUCCUGCUUGAGCAGCAACAGAGGGAGGCUGAACGAAAGGCUCAGAAAGAAAGAGAAGAACAGGAACGCAGAGAGAGAGAGCGGCAAGAGCAGGAGCGAAAGAAGCAGCUGGAGAUGGAGAGGCGUCUGGAGAGACAGCGUGAGCUGGAGAGACAGAGGGAGGAGGAGAAGAGGAAAGAGUUUGAGAGGAGAGAGGCUGCAAAGCAAGAGCUGGAACGCCAAAGGCAGCAAGAACUGGAGAGGAUUCGCCGUCAGGAGCUGUUUAACCAGAGGAACAGGGAACAAGAGGAAAUCAUCAGGCUGAAGUCUAAGAAGAAGAGUUUACAGUUAGAACUGGAAGCAUUGGAUGAAAAACACCAGAAGAUCACACUCAGAGUUCAAGAAGUCCGAGGUAGAAAACAAAUGAGGAAAAACGAGCUGGACAAUAUUGAUAAGAAAUGUGAUCUGGGAAUCAUAGAAAUCAAGCAACUCCAGCAGCAACUUCAGGACUAUCAGAAUAAGUUGAGCAUUCUUGCCCCAGAAAAGCAAGCCCUAAAUGAGAAGAUUAUACAGUUGCAUAUGGGUACUUCACCGGAUAAUUCAAAUACUGGUUUGUUUGGCUUUCAUAAGAAGACGGCAGAGAAGGACGGCAUAUGCUUAAGACUGCGGGAGCAGCUGGACGCUCUGGAGAAGGAGACAUCCUCUAAACUUAAAGAGAUGGACUCCUUUAACAACCAGCUAAAGUGUGAGAAUAUGGAUGACUCUGUUCUGCAGUGCCUUUUGUCUCUCUUCAGCUGUCUCAACAAUCUCUUCCUCUUACUUAAGGAGUUGAGAGAAAGCUACAACAAGCAGCAAGCUGCAUUCCACCAAUUACAGAAAAUCAAGCAAGAAAAACUGCAGGAUCUGGAGCGCAAGAACACGGAAAUGGCGCAAAUAAAGAAAGACGAGGAGGAGGCAGCAAGGAGAGCCAAGCAGGAGAAAGAGCACAUGUGGAAGGAGCGAGUGAAAAGGGAGGAAGAGGAGAAGCAGAAGCGCCUAGAGGAAGAACGGAGAAAAGAGCAGAUGCUCUUGGAGAAGCAGCGGGCUGAGGAGGAGGCAGCCAGAAUUAAGGAGCGCGAAGCCCAACAACAGAAGUUGGCAGAGGAGAGGCAGCAAGAAGAGGAAGAGAAGAGGAAGCGGGCAGAAAUUCAAAGGGAAGCUGAGGAGAGGAGGAAACGGGAAGAGGAGCAACAUAAACAGGCUGAGCUUAAAAGAGAAGCCGAGGAGAAGAGUAAAGCAGAAGAGGAAGAGAGAAGACGCAAGGACAGCAUUACCAACAAAGAGCCUGAGAAGAGAUUCUCCAAACUCAACAUAGAUGAGAAGUUUGCUGACAAACUAAAAUCUAUUGGUGGAAGACAAGGAAGCAUCGAUAAAGGCCCUGCUGGAACUUCGGAAAGAAGAAAAUCUUCGGUGUUUGUUAAUUACAAAGCACUGUACCCAUUUGAGGCCAGAAAUGCAGAUGAACUGAGUUUCAAUGCUGACAAUAUACUUCAGGUGGAUGAGAAGAACGUUGGGGAGCCAGGCUGGUUGUACGGCUGCUUUAGUGGAAAUGUCGGCUGGUUUCCAUCCAAUUAUGCAGAAAGAUUGCCAGAGACUGAGAAAUCAUCAUCUCCUAAGAAGGCCUUAUUGCCUCCAUCCAUCUCUGUGUCAUCUACCUCACUACCAGCCAAGUCGCUUUCACCAACUAAGCCCCCUGAGGGGGAUAAGGAGUAUAAGAAUCUGCCUUUCUCUAGCCUUAAUGUUAACUCAACAUGGCAGAAGAUGUCUGCAUUUACACGCACUAUCUCUCCAGGCUCCGUCUCACCUAUUCACGGACAAGGUCAGCCGGUGGAGGAAGUAAAAGCUCAAGCACUGUGCUCAUGGACUGCAAAAAAGGACAACCACUUGAAUUUUACCAAAAACGAUAACAUCACUGUGUUGGAGCAGCAAGAGAACUGGUGGUUUGGAGAGGUUCGGGGACAGAAGGGAUGGUUUCCUAAAUCCUAUGUGAAGAUUCUACCAGGGAGCGAAAAUAAGAGCCCUGAACCUGAACCGUUGUAUGCUGCUGUUAAGAAGAAACCAGCAACCCCUUCAUAUACCCCUUCAGAAGAGUAUGUGGCGCUGUACCCAUAUUCCAGCACAGAAUCCAGCGACUUGACAUUUAACGAGGGGGAUAUGAUCCUGGUGACACAGAAGGAUGGCGAGUGGUGGACAGGAACCAUUGGUGACCGAAGUGGGAUAUUUCCAUCAAACUAUGUUCGCCCACGAGAUCAGGAGGGUUCAAGCAGUGUUGGAAAAACUGGAACACUAACCAAAAAACCCGAGAUUGCUCAGGUCACCACCGCUUAUGCUGCAACAGGAACAGAACAGCUUAGUCUGGCUCCAGGGCAGCUGAUACUUAUAUUAAAGAAGAAUGCAUCUGGAUGGUGGCAAGGGGAAUUGCAGGCACGAGGGAAGAAGCGGCAGAAGGGCUGGUUCCCGGCUACCCACGUCAAGUUACUUGGACCAAGCAAUGACAAGGCAGCUCCCGCUUUCAACCCAGUGUGUCAGGUCAUAGCAAUGUAUGAAUAUGUCGCCAAUAAUGAGGAUGAACUGAAGUUCGGCAAAGGACAACUCAUCAAUGUCAUUAACAAAGACGAUGCAGACUGGUGGCAAGGAGAAAUCAAUGGGGUCACCGGGCUAUUUCCAUCCAACUACGUCAAGAUGACAACCGAAUGUGACCCCAGCACGCAGUGGUGCGCUGACCUCCAGUUGUUGGACACCAUGCAACCCAUGGAGAGGAAGAGACAAGGUUACAUCCAUGAGCUGAUCCAAACUGAAGAGAGGUACAUGGAUGACCUCCAGCUUGUGAUUGAGGUGUUCCAGAAACCAAUGGCCGAGUCGGGCCAUCUGGGUGAAUCUGAAAUGGGUUUAAUAUUUGUUAACUGGAGGGAGUUAAUCAUGUCCAACACAAAACUACUGAAGGCACUGCGGGUGCGUAAGAAAACCGGGGGUGAAAAGAUGCCGGUCCAGAUGAUUGGCGACAUUUUGGCAACAGAGCUGUCACACAUGCAGGCCUAUAUUCGAUUCUGCAGCUGCCAGCUGAAUGGGGCUUCUCUCCUGCAAUUUAAAACUGAUGAAGAAGCAGAAUUUAAAGAUUUUCUAAAGAGACUAGCCACAGACCCUCGCUGUAAGGGGAUGCCUUUAUCCAGCUUCCUACUGAAGCCUAUGCAGAGGAUAACACGGUAUCCACUUAUCAUAAAGAACAUCUUGGAGAACACUCUGGAGUCUCAUCCAGAUCACGCCAAUCUGAAGUUUGCCCUGGAGCGAGCGGAGGAGCUGUGUUCUCAAGUCAAUGAGGGGGUUAGAGAGAAGGAGAACUCUGACAAGUUGGAGUGGAUACAGACCCAUGUUCAGUGUGAAGGACUAACUGAGCAGGUCAUUUUCAACUCCCUGACCAACUGCCUGGGGCCACGGAAGAUCUUGCACAGCGGCAAAGUUUACAAGACCAAGAGCAAUAAGGAGCUGUAUGCAUUACUUUUCAAUGAUUUUCUCCUCCUUACCUACAUGGUCAAGCAGUUUGUGUCCUCCGGAUCUGACAAGCUGUUCAGCCCUAAAAGCAAUGCCCAGUACAAGAUGUAUAAGAUUCCAAUUUUCCUAAAUGAAGUUCUGGUGAAACUGCCAAGUGACCCAUCCAGUGAUGAGCCUGUCUUUCAUAUAUCGCACAUAGACCGGGUGUACACCCUCCGAACAGACAACAUCAAUGAAAGGACUGCCUGGGUUCAAAAAAUCAAAGCUGCCUCUGAAAACUUCAUUGACACAGAGAAGAAGAAAAGGGAAAGGGCAUAUCAAGCGAGGUCUCACAAAUCCUCCGGAAUUGGACGUUUAAUGGUGCAAGUCAUUGAGGCAUCUGAACUAAAGCCCUGUAAACCCAACGGAAAGAGUAACCCAUACUGUGAGGUCAGCAUGGGAUCGCAGAGCUACACCAGCCGUGCAGGGACUGACACCUUGAACCCAAAGUGGAACUUUAACUGCCAAUUCUUCCUGAAGGAUCUGUAUCAGGAUGUGCUGUGCAUCACAGUGUUUGAUCGAGACCAGUUCUCUCCUGACGACUUUUUGGGCCGCACCGAAGUCCCAGUGGCAAAGAUCCGAACUGAGCAAGAGAGUAAAGGCCCAACCACUAAACGUUUACUGCUCCACGAAGUGCCAACAGGGGACGUGUGUGUGAGGUUUGACCUUCAGCUGUUCUAAGGGAUAAAAAUUCUCCAUCAUUACAGCUGGGUUCUGUUCAUGUGCACUAGGACCAACGGUCCACAACUUUCACUGUCCGUGUUCUCAUAUCUUGGCCCACUUGCAUGGUCCCCUGCCACCUACCUAUGCAAACCCAAGUUACAUGACCCCCAGUGCCUUUCACCCUUCAAGACUGCACAGCUUGUGUUUGCAACAGUUCUACCGUUUUGGUGCCAGGUGAAAAGAAUCCACACCUUUCUGGAACUCUGACUAGGACCUGUGAAGAUACAUGUGGCUCAUCUUGCAAACUAGGUGCCAUGUCAUUUAUGAGCUUCGGUUAACUUUUUUUAUUGGCAACUUCAAGCAAUGGGCAAAGUCAUUCAGCGAACAACAAAUUCUGCCUAGGAAAUGUUGCAACUGUGCUAAAGUCAAAAAGCCCUCUCAAUCUACUUUUACAAAAUUAGGUUUAGUGGGGUUCUCACAGGACUUAGUAGGACUUCCGCCUCUUGUCACAUGCUGUUCCCCUUCUGAGUCCCAGGGGCAGUGCUCUAAACCUGGGCACCCUUGGCCUGUAUUUUGGUUCAGGUAAUCAUAGGGAUUUAUCAAACAAGGCAGCCAGCUGCACAGGGAUGAAUAUGUGAAUUGGAGAGGAAAAGCUGUGUCAUUGAUUGCAAAGAGUUUGGCUGCAGCGUGCCUUAAAGGUUCCCCAUUGGAAAUGUAUGGAUUAUACUCGGUUAUCAUUUAAUUUGUUAGUUUUUUUUUUUUUUUUUAAAGGAGCGACAUGGGUUUAAGAAACAUUUAUAUGAACUCUUUGCUCCAAAACACUGUAACUUGCGGAUGUAGAAUGUGUGUUGUUUAAAGAGAAAUCCAAUUUAAAAUUUUAUAGGAAUUUCAGAGAGUAUGAAAGUGACAAGGAAAUAGAAACAUAUAUUUAUAGCAAUGUACAUAUUUAUAUUGAAGGCAAAGACACACUGGUAUGCAAAGUUUUUAUAUUUAUGACAAAAGAUUAUUUAACAUGGAAAUAGCAAAGGAACUCCGGGCAAGCAGGCAAUGAAAAUGCAUAUAGGUGAGCGAUCUUAUCUGCCAAAUUAUGGGCAUUUCAGUUCAGCCGGUCUUGUGAUCCGAACAGUACAGCCAAAUCAGACUCCUCGGUUUUCUGUACUGCGGUUAGGCAAUGCGGUUUGGUCGUUGCCUCAAGCCUGCUCAUUGCACAACAAAGGAUUGGUAGCAUAGUGAUGAGGACCUCACUCUGUGCAAGGUAGUAGAACGUGAUCGGUUCAUGGUGCUGAUCCUCUUUUUCCCAGUUUGAGUCCUGCUGUGCAGGGCAUCACAGGAAACUAAUGAAAAGACACAAUCGGGUAUAUGUACUUGUUUUGUUAAAUACAUUUAAUCAUUUCCUAAGGAAUACAUAACCGGAUUAAAUAAAUAUAUUCAGGGCCUUCCUGGAGUUCAUCUCUAAAUCAAACUUGUCUUGAAAUAAACAUUACAGGAAAGAAA